AUGCCGCGCCGCCUCGGCGAUGGCGUCGCGCUGCUGUUGGAUGAGUUGGUGGAGUUUGAGCUUUUCCCGCCGAAGGGCCUCAAGACGCUGCGCCUCCAGGGGAUUGUUUACUUUUUCCCGCCGAAGUUUCUCAUUACUGGCGAGAAGACCCUCCAGGGACCGCUUGGAUUCGCGAAGACGGGUCUCCUCCUUCUGAAGGGAGUUCUGGCUCUGAUGAAGGGCCUCGGCAAAGCCCUGGAGGGCUGCCACGGUGUUGGAAUCCUGAUGUUGAAGCAGAUUCAUGACGCUGGUCUGGGCCUUCGUUCCCCGAUCCCUUCCGUGUCCCCUUCACCUGUGCAAAGGUGGAUGGAUAAGGUCGAAGUAUUGGCUCCUCCAAAUAAUUCGCUUUAA
Messenger RNA from Phytomonas sp. Hart1, 390 nucleotides. The record is from the annotation of a GenBank genome assembly. Lineage: Eukaryota; Euglenozoa; Kinetoplastea; Trypanosomatida; Trypanosomatidae.